This is a messenger RNA of Phascolarctos cinereus (koala), 486 nucleotides long. Lineage: Eukaryota; Metazoa; Chordata; Mammalia; Diprotodontia; Phascolarctidae. The record is from RefSeq and is a predicted model, not a curated record.
AUGGUGGACAACAUUGGUUCUCAGGCUAAAGCAGUGGAACAGCCUGUCUUCAGGGGAAUUCGUGACAUUUAUCAGCAAGUCUUGGUGCUUCAAGACAAGACCAUUAUAGCAGUUCCUGAGGAUGGAAAUGUGAUCCCAAUCUCACUGAUGAACAUACCAUGCCGAGAUGAGUCUCUUGAAAAAGACAAAGGCAAUCCUAUUUACCUGGGAAUAGCAGAGACUCAACUGUGCCUGUGCUGUGAAAAUAGCAGAGGCCAACCCAUACUGAAGCUGGAGGAGAGGGACAUAAUGGAAUUAUAUCGCACCCAGAAAGCAGAGAAGUCUUUUGUAUUUUACCGAAAUGAAACUGGCAACAUUUCUACCUUUGAGUCAGCUGCCUAUCCUGGCUGGUUCAUCUGUAGUGCAGUGGAGAAGGGGAAACCUAUCACAAUUACCAAGGAUGUGGGGAGAGAUAAUACAGCUUUCUAUUUUGACCUCAGGGAUUGA